Messenger RNA from Lingula anatina, 1858 nucleotides. RefSeq names its product homeobox protein orthopedia. NCBI's taxonomy places the organism in Eukaryota, Metazoa, Brachiopoda, Lingulata, Lingulida, Lingulidae. Gene Ontology annotation, molecular function: DNA-binding transcription factor activity, RNA polymerase II-specific; RNA polymerase II transcription regulatory region sequence-specific DNA binding. The record is from RefSeq and is a predicted model, not a curated record. Gene Ontology annotation, biological process: regulation of transcription by RNA polymerase II.
CGAGCCAGUGUUAGACCGUAUGCCUAUAUGCGUGUUGUGUCACUGAUACAUUUGCAUUAACCUGCUGGCGGCACGACAGGCCAGUCUUAAACUCUCAGUGACAGUCAGUGAUACGGACAAUUCAUAGGAUUUUCUGAGCAAUCGGAGAAAACAUUUAACUGAUAUAACACAAUGAUGUGGGAGAAGACUCCUUUAUUAACACACGAAGAGAAGAAGCUCUGCUUGGCAGCAGUUUCUGUCGGAGUUACAUCUUGUUCCUCGCCGAGUGUUGUCUCAGCGCCAAAGAAAAGCAUGUCGUAUAGUAUUGAGAGCAUUCUCGGAGAUAGAAAGGACAAGAACGAAAGUCGGGACACGGAACAUGACUCCAGUGAAAGCCAAGAGGUAAGAUCAAGGGCGCCUUCUACCUCUCCUUCGCCUCCCGUGUCGCCGUCCUCAUCAGGAUUGUCCUUGGUCGUUCCAGCAGUUCCGUUCAAGCACAAAACAAGCCCAUCGUCAGGCGGGUUCGACGACACGCUCCAAGGCGAGACCAGUAAAGACGGCAUCAGCAUGGGAUAUGUAGACGAAGAUCCCGAAGACAGUGACGCCCCAGACUCCAAACCCCGCAAAGUUCGCCGAAGCCGCACGACGUUUACGACGUACCAGUUGCAUCAGCUUGAAAGAGCGUUCGAGAAGACUCAGUACCCAGACGUGUUCAUGCGCGAGGAAUUGGCAAUGAGGCUAGAUCUCAGCGAGGCCCGAGUCCAGGUUUGGUUCCAAAACAGACGUGCGAAGUGGCGCAAACGCGAGAAAUCCCUGGGCCGUGACAGUCCUUCCUUCAUCCCUCCAGAACACCGCCAAGGCCUGGUUGACAUGGCUGCCCUAGCCGGGAACAGCGCCAUCGCCUCAACAGACCCGGCAGCAGCGGCGGCGUUGUGGGCAACAGGCCGAGUCCCAAUACCACAUCUCGGAGGCGUGAAUCCCAUGUUGUUUCUUCACCAGGCUGGGCUCUCCGCCCUCCAUGGCCAAUAUCUUCAAAAUAAAGCCCCUUAUGGGGGUUUGAUGCCAACUGGCUACCUCAUCAACGCCGCUGCCCAUCCUCUAGCCCCGUCAUACGGCGGUAGCUUCGUGACCUCCUAUCUCUCUCCUCAAGGGUCUCAGUCGUCCCCCCCAGCCACACCGACUAGGGGGUCCUCACUGGCCACAAGCUCAGGAAAUGGAGAGGCUCUGGACAUGCGCCGAACGAGUAUAGACAAACUGCGGCUAAAAGCUCAAGAACACUAUGCAACAUUGGAUAUUUCUCCUUCUAAAGAAUGAGCAACUAAAGACCUUUCUGUAUAUUUAUUCACCUAAAAUUGCCAAAAGAUCUAGCACAAGAUGGCGCUGUAUAUAUAUAUAUAUAUAUAUGUAUAUGUGUAAUUUUAUUCUAUAUUUAUAUGUAUUAGUAGGACUCGUGUCCAGGGAUAUAUGUUUAUGUAUAUUUUAUCUGGCACUGAUGCAGUGGUGCCACUUUUGGAGUCAAUUUAUUGAUUACUAGACACAAGCUUUCUUUUUUGUAAUUUUUACUUUUUAAAUUAAAUUUGUUUAUUAAAAAUUGUUAUCAUAUUUUAUUAAUCAUUUAUUUAUUUUAUAGUUAUUUAAUUAUAGCAUUUAUCAUCUUCAGGUGAUGUCAGAUAUAACCCUUUUGCCCACAUAUAUAAAUCACCUCAGACAUUUUUUGAAAAUGAUUCUGGUUAUUUGAGCACUUCUUUUCCGUAAGGCAAGUUGUUAUCAUUAUAAAGUUUUGUACCGUAAAGAUAUAUCAUGAAUUUGUUAUAAUAAAUUACGCGUAACUUUGUUGUUUUAUACUUUAUAUGAUUAAAUUAUUGGUUUUGUUCAGUAA